CGAUGGCCGGAGCCGCGUGGAUGUCCAGGGUCUCUCGGCUGCUGGGGGCGUUCCACAAUCCAAAACAGGUGACCAGAGGUUUUUCUGGUGGAGUUCAGACAGUAACUUUAAUUCCAGGAGAUGGCAUUGGCCCAGAAAUCUCUGCUGCUGUCAUGAAGAUCUUUGAUGCUGCCAAAGCACCUAUUCAGUGGGAGGAGCGGAAUGUCACUGCCAUCCAAGGACCAGGAGGAAAGUGGAUGAUCCCUCCAGAGGCCAAAGAGUCCAUGGAUAAGAACAAGAUGGGCUUGAAAGGCCCUUUGAAGACCCCAAUAGCAGCUGGUCACCCCUCUAUGAAUUUGUUGCUGCGUAAAACAUUUGACCUUUAUGCCAAUGUCCGACCAUGUGUCUCAAUUGAAGGUUAUAAAACCCCUUACACUGAUGUCAAUAUUGUUACCAUUCGAGAGAACACCGAAGGAGAAUACAGCGGCAUUGAGCAUGUGAUUGUCGAUGGAGUUGUGCAGAGUAUCAAGCUAAUCACUGAGCAGGCGAGCAAGCGCAUUGCCGAGUUUGCCUUUGAGUAUGCCCGAAACAAUCACCGGAGCAACGUCACGGCUGUGCAUAAAGCCAACAUCAUGAGAAUGUCAGAUGGGCUUUUUCUGCAAAAAUGCAGGGAAGUUGCAGAAAACUGUAAAGAUAUUAAAUUUAAUGAGAUGUACCUUGAUACAGUAUGUUUGAAUAUGGUACAAGAUCCAUCCCACUUUGAUGUUCUUGUUAUGCCAAAUUUAUAUGGUGACAUCCUUAGUGACCUGUGUGCAGGAUUGAUUGGAGGUCUUGGUGUGACACCCAGUGGCAACAUUGGAGCCAAUGGAGUUGCUAUCUUUGAGUCGGUUCAUGGAACUGCCCCGGAUAUAGCAGGCAAGGACAUGGCCAACCCCACAGCCCUCCUGCUCAGUGCUGUGAUGAUGCUGCGUCACAUGGGGCUUUUCGACCAAGCUGCAAAGAUUGAGACCGCAUGCUUUGCUACAAUUAAAGAUGGAAAGAGCUUAACAAAAGAUCUGGGAGGCAAUGCAAAGUGCUCAGACUUUACAGAGGAAAUCUGUCGCCGAGUGAAAGAUUUAGAUUAACGCUCCCACUGAUGGCAUUUGCAGCUGGCAUUCCUAAUGGACACCACGUAAAUCUCUGUUUAGAAAACGAACCAUUUGUAUGCAUUUGGGUUGCUUGUUUCUUGACAGUAAAUUUUCAGAUCUGGCCUCGUAACAAAAAUCUGUGCAAAAGAUGCAGGUGAUAAACCCCUCAGCCUGCUUUCAAAGGACUUUCUCCAAGUGCUGUUUAUUUAUUAAAUGUCUAUCUGGUAAACAUUUUUUUUGUAAACUCUAAGGGAAUUGUAUCAUUUUCCAUUGUAAACCAUUUUACACUUCAGUUGAAAUAUUUUUUUUCCUCAGCUGUAAAUAUCAUGGUACAAAAUUAAUAAGAGAAAACAUCUAACUUUUUAAAGAAGAGCUCUUUUUUUGGUUUAUGAAAUAUAUAAUGGAAAUAAAGCAGAAUACUGGCAUUAUAGUAUAUGAUGAUAUUCUUCUAAAACUAAAUGGGCACAAGAGAAGUAUCUUGGGAAAGCUCACCUGAAGAACAGCAAAUACAAUAUAUUUCUUAGUUAUGAAAAAUAAAGAGAUUUAUCCUUUACGUGAAUUAUUGCAUAUGAAUAAACACUUCUGAUCCAAGAAAUAUAUAAGGAGAGAUGUAAUUUUGUUUAUAAAAUUCAGAUAAUAUAUUAGAUACAAACACA
Elephantulus edwardii (Cape elephant shrew) is the source of this 1762-nucleotide messenger RNA. It is a transcript of the gene IDH3A, whose product is annotated as isocitrate dehydrogenase 3 (NAD+) alpha. The transcript has 11 exons. Gene Ontology annotation, cellular component: mitochondrion. Gene Ontology annotation, molecular function: NAD binding; isocitrate dehydrogenase (NAD+) activity; magnesium ion binding. The record is from RefSeq and is a predicted model, not a curated record. Lineage: Eukaryota; Metazoa; Chordata; Mammalia; Macroscelidea; Macroscelididae. Gene Ontology annotation, biological process: tricarboxylic acid cycle; isocitrate metabolic process. Bases 3 to 1103 code for a protein of 366 amino acids.